Messenger RNA from Bacidia gigantensis, 1499 nucleotides. RefSeq lists its product as uncharacterized. The annotation marks the transcript as partial. Lineage: Eukaryota; Fungi; Ascomycota; Lecanoromycetes; Lecanorales; Ramalinaceae. The record is from RefSeq and is a predicted model, not a curated record. Gene Ontology annotation, molecular function: oxidoreductase activity, acting on CH-OH group of donors; flavin adenine dinucleotide binding. The transcript has 2 exons.
AUGGACAGCGCUCUAAUGAACGAUAUUGACCGCGUGAGUGGGCUUAGCAAGCAAGGACACUAUGACUUCCUCAUUGUUGGAAGUGGCCUGGCCGGCGGAGUUCUUGCAAGACAACUCAUUGGGAACGACAAGAAGGUUCUCUUGAUCGAAAAAGGCGGAUUAGAAUUCUCGACUCACUGUCUCAAUACAUCCCGCCCUCACUGGCAAAUCGGCAGCACCGAAGGACCUUCUCAGGACAACGAUGCAGUAUAUGCAGCAGUGAAGCAAAAAGUCCAUACCGCUGCAGGCUCUGACCCUUACGCCGGCGGUCCAGUCUACAAUCUCGGCGGUCGAAGCAAUAUGUGGGGCUUGUACAGUCCAGCACUGGCCGAAAGAAAGCAUCGCAAAUACUUUCCCAGCGAGAUUUCCGACUACCUCGAAAAGGGAGGUUAUCGGAAAGCUUUCGGCCUCUUUAUAAAUGAAUCGCAAGAUUAUGUCAAGAACGUGUACCCACAAAACGACAUUGCAGUGACCGAGAUGAGCGACGCUGAGACGAACUUGAAUGAAGCUAUGGAGCAAUUUUACAAGAAUUGGAUGCCUACCACGAAAUCAUUCCCGAAAGUUUCUUUAUCGCCAAUGGCAGCAGAAUUCAAAUCUUCCGAGCUGUACAAUUUUCCACAAGGCGCCUACAGCACCGUCGAUUUUCUUCUCGAUCGCACCUAUGCUCGAGAUGCGAACCUAACCAUCCUACUAAACACCGAAGUCUUAACUUUCCCCAUCGAUACCGAUAAAGAUAUACCCUCGGUGAUAGUAAGAUCCUCUUCCAACAGCGGUAUCUAUCGCCUUUUCGCCAACAAAAUCAUCCUCUGUGCUGGCACCCUCGGAACAGCCGCGAUCGCCCUCAACAGCGGUCUACAGAAGUCGGUUCCCCUCGUCGGCAAGGGACUAACCGAUCACGAGAUCUGGGGUAUUCGAUUCCUCCAAAAGAAGAAGUCUGACGAUAUCAUCAGCAAGAACGGUCAUCUUGUCCACCAAAACGCCGCAGCAGACGACAACGACAACGACGAACACGACACGAUCAACAUCACCAUCGAAACCCACACCGACCUCUCCCAAGUGAACGAGGUCCUGAACACCCCCACCUCCGACCCAACCGUCUAUAUCAAACACGAAGUCAAGAACCAGAAAUCCUACGCCAACAAGCAAACGGAGAUGCAAGACCUCGCCACCCAGAUCCGCAACAAACUUCUGAUUAUCAGCUGCACCGAUCCAUCGUCUCCGCUCUCCAGGGCAGGAUUCGGAGCUGUGGCGCAUGAGGUCGGGACCAUGCGGAUGCAAGGGCCCAAGACCAAGGGCAAGGGCGAGUAUGUGAUUGAUAAAAACUUAGAGUUACAGGGUGGUGGCGGGCUGAACGGUAUUUAUGUGUGUGAUUUGUCUAUUUUUCCCUUCAGCCCCCCUGCAAAUCCGUCGUUGACGCUGGCGGCGAUUGCGAUGUGGCUUGGAGAUAGACUGGUUCAAGG